AUGGUGUUGGCAGCGACCUACGCAGCAACUCUGAAAGAGCUGCGAACGCUGCGAUGCGAUGACUCAACCAAGACGGCGGAAAUCAACGAGGCCUUCACGGAAGUCGACAAGAGUUUAGCGGCUUUGCUCAACGAGCUCCAAGAGCUCCAAGCGUCCGAGGCAACCGAGAAAGCGCGGCUCGAGACCAACGCUGCUGUCGCGCCCAAGACCAUCAAGCUCAACGUCGGUGGCCGCGUCUUUGAGACGAGCAAGGACAAUCUUUUGCGGGAUGCAGACUCGUUCUUUUACGCGAUGGUGACGAGCGAGACGUGGCAGCCCCGCGCACGGGACGGCGCCUACUUUAUUGACGGCAACUACACGUACUUUGAUCGGGUCAUGGCGUACCUUCGCACGGGCCAUUUGGACGCCGACGGACUCUCCGAGUCGGCGAGAAGCCAGCUCUUCAGCAACGACAGGGCAUCGACCAUCCCAGUCGCAGCCUCGACCACGACCCUCGCUGCCACGCUUCAGCGUAUUCGACGAGCGGAAGAGGAACGCCAAAAGGGUAUGAAGAAGGUCACGGACGACUACGAGCGAUCGGCCGCCGCUAUCGAGGCCGAGAUUGCAGCGCUGCGUACGGCGCAAAAUCGCCGCAACACGAUUCAGAAGCUCACGCAAGCCCAGGCGGCCAUUGCCGACGACACGAUCCGCCUCAACGUCGGCGGCACUUUCUUCGAGACCAGUCGCGCAACACUCUUGGCGCUACGCAGCGGCGCGGCGUUUUGCAAGCAGCCCGACACGUUCUUUCAAGCGAUGCUUUCCCAAGGCCACUGGACGCCCCGUGACGACGACGGCGCGUAUUUUAUCGACCAAGAUGCGCGGUAUUUUGAAUAUGCGCUCGACAUGCUGCGCCAGGGCACGCUCAACACCAAAGGGCUCUCAGCCACGGCGCAAAAGGAGCUUCAUCGUCUCCUUGAUUUCUUGCAGAUGAAGUCGUCGUCUUGA
This is a messenger RNA of Saprolegnia parasitica CBS 223.65, 984 nucleotides long. RefSeq lists its product as hypothetical. The transcript has 5 exons. The coding region runs from base 1 to 984 and encodes 327 amino acids. The record is from RefSeq and is a predicted model, not a curated record. Gene Ontology annotation, biological process: protein homooligomerization. NCBI's taxonomy places the organism in Eukaryota, Oomycota, Saprolegniomycetes, Saprolegniales, Saprolegniaceae.